This is a messenger RNA of Phaeodactylum tricornutum CCAP 1055/1, 759 nucleotides long. RefSeq lists its product with no specific name. Gene Ontology annotation, biological process: protein processing. Gene Ontology annotation, cellular component: nucleus; membrane. The transcript has 2 exons. The annotation marks the transcript as partial. Lineage: Eukaryota; Bacillariophyta; Bacillariophyceae; Surirellales; Neidiaceae. Gene Ontology annotation, molecular function: aspartic endopeptidase activity, intramembrane cleaving. The record is from RefSeq and is a predicted model, not a curated record.
GACAGCCUCCUCAACGGAAUAAUCAUUGUGUGCGUUGUUUGCGCCCUAACGUUUUUCAUUGUAAUACUAUACAAAUACCGAUGUAUGAAGAUCCUCCUGGGAUAUAUGAUUCUGUCAAGUAUGUUGUUGUUGGGCUUUCUUUGCUCCAUCAUGUUUGAGGUUGCCAUUGAUAGGUACGAAUUAAAUGUCGACGUCUUGUCCUUUUAUUUUUUUCUGUACAACUUUUCGGUUGUUGGGACUGUCGCCAUAUUUUUCGGCAAGGGCAUCCCGCCGUUCGUCACUCAAGGGUAUUUGAUUGCGACUUCGGUAAUUGUGGCUUGGCAACUAGCUUUUUUUGAUGCUUGGACGGCGUGGGUACUGCUGGUGCUGUUGGCUCUGUACGAUUUGUUCGCUGUGUUGACGCCGUGCGGUCCUCUUAAAGCCCUCGUCAACCUCAUGCAACAAGAGGACGCUCCCGAUAUGCCUGGGCUAUUGUACGAAGCCUCCGGACGAAAUUCGAUUAAAUUGGGCCUGGGUGAUUUCAUCUUCUAUUCCAUUCUUGUUUCCAAAGCAGCUAUAUACAGCUUUGCUACCUUUGCUGCUUCAUCUUUGGCCAUUUUGGCAGGUCUUGGGUUGACACUGCUGCUGCUCGCCAUUCGAGGACAAGCCUUACCCGCUUUGCCCAUUUCUAUCUUUUUGGGUGUUGUCUUUUAUCUUACGACUCGCUACGUCCUCGAGCCUUGGGUCGAAGAGUUGUUUCUACAUCAAGUUUAUAUUUGA